Messenger RNA from Drosophila bipectinata, 1680 nucleotides. Its product is annotated as probable 4-coumarate--CoA ligase 1. NCBI's taxonomy places the organism in Eukaryota, Metazoa, Arthropoda, Insecta, Diptera, Drosophilidae. Gene Ontology annotation, molecular function: long-chain fatty acid-CoA ligase activity. Gene Ontology annotation, biological process: fatty-acyl-CoA biosynthetic process; long-chain fatty acid metabolic process. The record is from RefSeq and is a predicted model, not a curated record.
AUGGUUCAGCAGCUAACAAGCAAGACCCAGGCGGUUCAGGAUCCUGCCAGCCCUCAAAAGUCAGUAACCUUAAAAAGCAACUACAAUGCUGAACUCAAGAUCUGGAGUGGAGCUCCAAUGCAGCACCGAUUUGGAAAAGAUCUAUCUAUCGGGGAGCUAAUCUUCAAGGAAAUGGAACGCAAUCCAGAUCUUAUUGCUCAGAUCUCGGCCACUGAAGGAACAGUUUUGACGCGCAGGGAAUUGCAACUAAAUGCCAUGCGGGUAGCCAGCUACUUGCGAAGUGAAAAUAUAGGACAACACGAUAUCGUGGGGCUUAUGGCCAGGCACACCACCCACAUGGCGGCUGUGGCCUAUGGAUGCUUCUUUAAUGGCACUCAAGUCCACUGUUUGCACAAAUCCUAUGAACUGGUGACCAUCGAAAAGCUAUACGGCCUGACCCGCCCAAAGAUCGUCUUCUGUGAUGGCGAUGAGUACGAGAAAGUUAAGAAGGCUACUGUGGGUUUGGACGUGAAAAUCGUCACCUUGCGGAACCACCAGCCAGGAUCUAUUCCUAUCCAAACUAUUCUGGAGACCCCCAUAGAAAAUAACUUCCAGCCCACUCGCUUGGAGCAGGGAAAUGACCAGACCCUGGCCAUUUUGUGCUCAUCGGGGACCACAGGCACCCCCAAGGCAGUGACCAUCAGCAACUCCCAUCUGAUCAUUCCCACCGAUGUGAAAAUCGCCAGCUCUACUGUCCAGUAUACUUAUAGCACUUUGGACUGGAUCUCCGGCCUUAUCAUGAUUCUGAUGGCCGGAGCCUUCAGCACCACAAGUAUCGUGGCGGAUAAUGAGUUCGAUCCGGGUUUUGUGAGCCACCUGAUUGAAAAGUACAAGGUGGCAUUGUUCUUUGCCAGCUCGCCACAUGCCGCCAAGCUGGGCAACAGCAAGGAGUUCGAGUCCGCCGACCUCUCCAGUCUGAAGUACUUCUUCUACGGUGGUGCCAACUGCUCCCUGGACGUGCAGCAACGCAUCCGCCAACGAAUCGGCAAGAAUAUCCUGCACUUUGGAUACGGAAUCACAGAGCUUAAUGCCAGCAUUGGUAUUAACUUCAACUAUGACUGGAAGCCGAACUCCGUGGGACGUCCUUUGUCGGGAGUCCAGGUGAAAGUCCUCGGCAAGGAUGGUAGCCUUCGAGGUCCCAACGAGGUGGGGGAACUCUGCGUGUAUAAUGGUCAGCACUGGUCAGGAUAUUACGGCAAUCCCGAAGAGUCCGCCACCGUAAGGGAUGCCGAGCAGUGGCUACACACUGGGGAUCUGGGCUAUCUGGAUCAGGAUGGCUAUAUCUUCAUUGUGGAUCGCAUCAAGGACAUGUUGAAGUACCAGAACCACAUGUACUAUCCCAGUGACAUUGAGAAGGUCAUUGCCGAGAUUCCGGAUGUGGUGGAGGCCUGUGUCUUUGGCAUCUUCAGGGCGGAAAAUGGAGACGAAGCCGCCGCCUCGGUGCUCCUUAAAGAAGGAAGCUCCCUAACGGCCCAGGAUGUGGUAGACUUUGUGGAGAGGCGCAUCGAAGCCAAGUACAAGCAACUAAACGGAGGAGCUCUGAUUGUGGAGGAUCUCAUGAGAAGUGCCAAUGGAAAAACCAACCGAAGGGCCACUAAGGCACACUUCUUGAAGGCUACCAACACCAUGGAGGAUAAGUGA